Messenger RNA from Prunus armeniaca (apricot), 768 nucleotides. The record is from the annotation of a GenBank genome assembly. NCBI's taxonomy places the organism in Eukaryota, Viridiplantae, Streptophyta, Magnoliopsida, Rosales, Rosaceae.
AUGCUGACCAAGGAGCAGGGGGACUACAUCCUUCGGGAGGUCCACAGCGGAAUCUGCGGUGACCAUUCUGGAUCCCGAUCGCUCGCACACAAGGUUUUCCGGCAGGGUUAUUUCUGGCCGACUCUGCACCAGGAUGCGAACACACUAGUCAAGAGGUGUGACAAAUGCCAGCGGUUCGGUAGUGUCCCUCAUAUUCCUGCCGAGCCACUGUCACCGAUCGUGAGCCCAUGGCCGUUCGCCCAGUGGGGACUAGAUCUAAUUGGUCCGAUGCCAGAGGGCAAGGGUCAGGUCAAAUACGUUGUUGUUGCCGUAGACUACUUUACCAAAUUGGUAGAAGCCAAAGCCCUAGCGACAAUAACGGCAGCCAGAGUCGAAGAUUUCGUUUGGACGAAUAUUUGUUGCCGAUUCGGCAUCCCCUACGCCAUCGUCACGGAUAACGGCAGGCAGUUUGAUUCGGAAGUCUUUAGGGAAUUCUGCACCCGACUCAAGAUCAACCUGUUCUUUGCUUCGCCAGCACACCCCCAAUCGAACGGACAGGUCGAAGCCAUGAACAAAAUUGUCAAGAAGCUGUUGAAACGGCAGCUUGACAAAGCCAAAGGAGCCUGGCCGGAAAAGCUUCCGGAAGCGCUAUGGGCCCAUCCGGACAUCCUACCGAACGGCAACUGGGGAAACACCAUUCUCUAUGGCUUUCGGUUCAGAGGCAAUAGUCCCAGUAGAAAUUGGAGAGCCCUCCUACCGAACGGAAACCUUCGCACCGAAGGCAAAUGA